Molecule: messenger RNA, 2062 nt
Organism: Dreissena polymorpha
Lineage: Eukaryota; Metazoa; Mollusca; Bivalvia; Myida; Dreissenidae
Product: ran GTPase-activating protein 1-like
Exons: 17
Coding region: 88-1794 (568 amino acids)
Biological process (GO): activation of GTPase activity; signal transduction; nucleocytoplasmic transport
Cellular component (GO): nucleus; cytosol; perinuclear region of cytoplasm
Molecular function (GO): small GTPase binding; GTPase activator activity
Source: RefSeq, a predicted model, not a curated record
UUGCGCCGUUGGUAAACAGGGCGCAAUUUCCGGUAAAUGUGAAUUUAAAAUUUUCACUAUUAUUUUUUAACGCAAUUUUCUUACAAAAUGGCUGCGGUUGAUGAAGUUACAAAAAAAAUUCAGUCAACAAAAGUGGAAGACAGCUUUGAACUAAGUUUUCAAGGCAAAGGAUUGAAAUUAAAUACAAAAGAAGAUGCAAAAGAGAUUGUGGAUGGCAUCAAUGGAUGUGCCGUUAUGACAGCAUUGAGGAUGGAAGGCAAUACAAUGGGAGUAAAUGCAGCAGAAGAAAUUGCCGGCGCACUUAAAAAACACCCUGAAUUUCAGAGAGCCUUGUGGAGUGAUAUGUUUACCGGAAGAUUGAAGACUGAAAUUCCUCCAGCAUUAAAACACCUUGGUGCAGCCAUGAUAGCAGCCAAUGCCCAGCUUGUAGAGCUAGAUCUCAGUGACAAUGCGUUCGGCCCCAACGGUGUGGAGGGCAUCGUAGAGCUGCUGAGGAGUAAGACUUGCUACACGCUGAAGGAGUUGCGGCUCAAUAACAACGGCCUUGGGACCACUGGCGGCAAGAUGUUGGCCGGCUGUUUGAUGGACUGCUACAAAUCCAGCCAGGCAGCAGGCAAACCUUUGGCGCUUGAGGUGUUUAUAUCUGGCAGGGGGAGGCUGGAGAAUGAUGGAUCCACUGCACUGUCAGAAGUCUUCAAGCUGAUGGGCUCCCUGGUAGAGGUGGCCAUGCCUCAGAACGGUAUCAACCAUGAGGGCAUCACAGCGCUGGCAGGGGCCUUCCAACACAACCCCAACCUCCGAAUCCUCAACCUCAAUGACAACACGUUCACUGCUGUCGGUGCCAAGUCCAUGGCCAAGGUUCUGCCAUCACUGCAAAAUCUAGAGGUCAUCAAUUUUGGAGACUGUUUAAUUCGAACAGAGGGUGCAAGAGCCAUAGCCAAAGCAAUAACUGAUGGUCACAAAAAGUUAAAAGAAUUGGUAUUGAGUGGUAACGAGAUAUCCAAAGAUGCUGCAAGCUGUUUGGCAGAAGUCAUAGAAAAUAAGGAUCAUUUGGAAAAACUAGACCUGGACUCCAACAUGUUUGGUGAGGAAGGCAUAGAGCUUAUAAGGGAGUCCAUAGAAUCCAUUGGCAAACUCGAUGUACUUGGGUCACUCAGUGGAGAUGAGGGCAGUGACGAUGAGGAUGAGGAAAACUAUGAUGAUACAUAUGAGGAGGGGGAGGAACAGGCUGAGGAGGAGGAGGGGGAGGGGGACACGGUGGAUGAUCCCAUCCUCACUGUGAGGGGAAUCGCUCUCACACCUAAACAGGAUGUGAGCAUAAAAGACUUCCUAUCAUUUCCAUCACCAACAAAACUUCAGAGCUUUGGUAGAAAUUUUUCAUCAAGUAUUAGGCAAGAAUUAGGGUCUGAUAUCCAUGAUGUUGAGAGGACUGUCAGCACAUUGGUGAGGGUGAGCACAGUUGUCACAGAAAAAGAUCCUACCUCCUUAAAUAUUGUGUGUAAAUCUGCAGAUGAUAUAUUGCAAGAGCUGUUCAAGUCUGGGGUUUUCAACACAGAUAUCUUGGUAGCCAAUGCUUUCCUUGUCUACCUGGGCAUAUUAAAAGGUGAGGACAAGAAGUACCGAGGCCCCAGCGACAUAUCAGGCCCACUUCUAGUGCUGGAACAUAUUGUCAAGCAGUCAUACUUCCCUGGGAAAGCCAGAAAAUUGAUUGCUGCAUUCAUGGACAAACCGCAUCAAUUGCUGGAUCAAUGUGGAGGGAUCAGAAACAGGCUGCUGUCCAUACUGUACUCGUAAAAGACUGAACAGUUGUUGUUCGUAGUUCAAGAAUGGUUUUGAUGUCCAAUUAAUAAUCAUGGAUUUCUGGAUUGGGAUAUUGUUGUUGCGUAUUUAGUUGUGUUGUUGAUCAUUAGUAUUAUACUUACACCUAAUGAGCAUGGAUGUGCUUUUUUCAAUCAUGACUCGCCCCUUAUUUCAUAAUGACUUGCCCCUUUUAUUAUGACGACUCACCCUCACACUAUUAUGAUAUUACUUAUUGUGAAACUAAUACAAUAUUUUUAAAGAA